AUGUCCUUUCUCCCACCAGGUGUCGCCGAUGGUCGUCUUCAUGGUUUCGAGUUUACAUUUGAGGCAAUCCCCGACAAGUCAUCCCUGCACGACAGCCACAUUGAAGUUGACCCCGAUCCUCAUGAGGGGGAGACUGAAUCACUACCCGACGACGUCGAGUGUUUUCCCAGACAUUUCGGCAGGACGUAUCAUGCGUAUCGAGCAGGCUCCUAUGUCUUCCCCAACGACCCUGCAGAGCAGGAGCGUCUAGACCUUCAAUCGCUUGCACUCACAGAAUUGUUCAGCGGCAGGUUACACUUCGCCCCGAUCGCCGUCGAAGGGAGUCCCAAGCGGAUCCUCGACGUCGGCACAGGUACGGGGGCAUGGGCCAUGGAUAUGGGAGAUGUGUACCCGGAAGCCAAGAUAGUCGGUAUCGACCUGUCACCGAUCCAAAGUAACGCCGUUCCACCAAACGUUCACUUUUACAUCGAAGAUGCCGCACAAUCGUGGCAAUGGGAAGAACCCUUCGACUACGUCCACACCCGCGUUCUGCUCGGGUCAUUUGGCGAUUUCAAAAACGAAGUCAUACGCCAGGCUUUCGACUCCCUGCGCCCGGGCGGCUGGCUCGAGUCCCAGGAUUUCAAUCUCGAGGCGACGAGCGACGACGACACACUUGCCCCCGACUCACCUCUAUCUCGCUGGGUGGACGACAUGAACCUCGCCAGUGAGAUGAUUGGGCGCCCCUUGUCUAGAGCACACAUGCUGCGAGAGUGGUAUGAGGAGGUGGGCUUUGUGGACGUCCACCAGCGCGUCUUCAAGAUCCCGAUCAACGGCUGGGCCAAGCACCCCAGGCACAAGCAUGUCGGGAGGCUUUGGGAGCAGAAUUUCUUGGACGGCCUCAGCGGAUUCAGCAUGGCACUCUUUACGCAGGUGUUGGAAAGACAGCAGGAAGAGGUGCAGGUUUCUCUGGUCGAUGUCCGCAGAGACAUUUCCAACAUGCAAAUACAUGCUUAUCAGCAUGUCUGGGUUGUAUGGGGUCGCAAACCAUACCCGGAUGAAGCCAUUCCUGCGCAAAGUCCGUCAGAGAACAAGGAAAUGACCGACUGA
Molecule: messenger RNA, 1086 nt
Organism: Colletotrichum paranaense
Lineage: Eukaryota; Fungi; Ascomycota; Sordariomycetes; Glomerellales; Glomerellaceae
Product: methyltransferase
Exons: 6
Coding region: 1-1086 (361 amino acids)
Molecular function (GO): methyltransferase activity
Source: RefSeq, a predicted model, not a curated record